AUGUGGAAUUAUGUUGAAGCGAAGAGGUUAACUACAUUGACAAAUUCACGAGUUGAAAAUUUGGUAAGCACUAGACCGAAAGGGCAUAUUUGUUGCUGUUGUCCCAUGAUAUUAACAUGUUGUGUUGCAGUACUGCCAUUGCAAACUGCUACUGUAGGAAUGCCUCCGAUACUGCCGCCAGCUUCUAUAAUGGAACCAAUCCCAAUUCCACUGCCAAUAUCAAGUCCACGACCAGUAAUAAUGCCGGUACUGCAUUCGCUACUAACACUGCCAUCACAGCCAAUGCCUCUACCACGACCAGUAGCAGUGCCUACGCUUCCGAUCCCUAUUUCUAGGUGUUUCAUGUUGUGUUUGUUGCAGCUCGUUGCACCACAACCGUAUGCGGCAGAUUUGGUCGCAAGAAACGAACAAUUGCCAUGA
This is a messenger RNA of Acanthocheilonema viteae, 420 nucleotides long. The record is from the annotation of a GenBank genome assembly. NCBI's taxonomy places the organism in Eukaryota, Metazoa, Nematoda, Chromadorea, Rhabditida, Onchocercidae.